AUGCCGAGUCAAGAGCCGUCCGAAGCCGCCAAGAAGCUGGAAAAGCGUAAGUUCUACAGGCCAAAGAAGCCCAACAAUUCUGCCGGCGAGGCUGCGAAGAAGAGCGACAACCUCACAAGACUACAGGCGAAUCCUGGAGACACCGACGUGGCAUUGGAGGGCUCUGUGGGUACUGGAGCUCUCUAUUAA
Molecule: messenger RNA, 189 nt
Organism: Phytophthora nicotianae INRA-310
Lineage: Eukaryota; Oomycota; Peronosporomycetes; Peronosporales; Peronosporaceae
Exons: 2
Coding region: 1-189 (62 amino acids)
Source: RefSeq, a predicted model, not a curated record